AUGAGUACCUCGCGAUGCAUGAACAGCUUGGCGAGGCAAGCUCCGAAAGCCCUGCGGAAGACGAACCCAAGAGCACGAUUUGCCGGACAGCAACACCGAACAAUAUCUCGAGAUGCAACACGGUCAGCCCAAGCAUUCGCAGCACAACCUAUCCACGACGAUACACCUGCCGGAUCGUCAAUCUCUAAUCCGCAGUUGUCCUUCCCCUGCCUCGAUAGCCAAGAAGACCGUACGAGACAGCUAAACACGAAACGAUCAUUGUCAGGCCCAGAACCUUCCUACACAGCUGGCAAGACUGAGGUCUUCCACUCCACGGAGCCUUUCUUACUCGAUUGGGGAGGUGUGUUGUCUGAAUUUGACAUUGCAUGGGAAGGAUGGGGCACGCUGAACGCGGACAAGAGCAAUGCAAUUCUGUUACAUACCGGUCUAUCCGCCAGCAGUCAUGCCCACAGCACAGAAGCCAACCCGAGGCCAGGCUGGUGGGAGAAGUUCAUCGGGCCGGGCGCCCCUCUUGAUACAGACAAGUACUUCAUAAUAUGCACCAAUGUGCUGGGUGGAUGCUACGGCAGCACUGGGCCGAGCAGCAAAGAUCCCAUCAGUGGAGAGCACUACGGCACCAGCUUUCCAAUCUUGACAAUGCAGGACAUGGUACGUGCGCAAUUCAGGCUGCUAGACGCGAUGGGUAUCGACAAGCUGUAUGCGAGUGUUGGAUGCAGCAUGGGCGGCAUGCAGUCUUUGGCUGCGGGCGUGUUGGACAGCGAGCGAGUUGGCAAGAUCGUGUCGGUCUCGGGUUGUGCUAGGAGCCAUCCCUACAGUAUCGCUAUGCGACACACUCAGCGGCAGGUGCUCAUGAACGAUCCAAACUGGGCGAACACGCGGGGAAACUACUACAAAGCCAUCCCACCACACACCGGCAUGAAGCUGGCACGCGAGAUCGCUACCAUUACCUAUCGAUCUGGUCCCGAGUGGGAGAAGCGAUUCGGUAGACAACGUGCAGAUGCUAGCAAGCCACCGGCACUUUGUCCAGACUUCCUCAUCGAGACGUACCUUGACCACGCCGGCGAGAAGUGGUGUCUCGAGUACGAUGCGAACAGUUUACUAUACGUCAGCAAAGCCAUGGACCUCUUCGACCUGGGAGCGCAGCUACAAGAAGCCACCGCUGAAAGACGCAAAUCGCACGCCGACAGACUUCAAGGCGCAUUCCUCGAACAAGCCAAGGAGGAUCGCUGCACAUUGAGCCUGCCAGAUGAGCCUUAUCAGGAACAGGAGUCUUCAGCAGACAUGAUGGCGGCGAAUCUGUCAUCCUCUCACCAGCCCACACAGUCGUCAGCGCCUCCCGAAGAUCUCAUCAAGGGUCUGGUGCCGCUACGUGACAUUCCUACGCUCGUGCUGGGCGUAGCGUCAGACAUUCUGUUCCCAGCAUGGCAGCAGCAUGAAAUUGCAGAAACGCUGAGGCGUGUCGGCAAUCGCAGUGUGACUCACGUUGAACUCGGGGAAGAUCGAUCAUUGUUUGGACACGAUACGUUCUUGCUUGAUCUGGAGGGCGUUGGGGGCGAGAUCAAACGAUUCCUGGGCUAG
Messenger RNA from Fulvia fulva, 1578 nucleotides. Its product is annotated as Serine O-succinyltransferase. Lineage: Eukaryota; Fungi; Ascomycota; Dothideomycetes; Mycosphaerellales; Mycosphaerellaceae. The coding region runs from base 1 to 1578 and encodes 525 amino acids. The record is from RefSeq and is a predicted model, not a curated record. Gene Ontology annotation, biological process: L-homoserine metabolic process. The transcript has a single exon. Gene Ontology annotation, molecular function: homoserine O-acetyltransferase activity; L-serine O-acetyltransferase activity.